Molecule: messenger RNA, 1898 nt
Organism: Vanrija pseudolonga
Lineage: Eukaryota; Fungi; Basidiomycota; Tremellomycetes; Trichosporonales; Trichosporonaceae
Product: Glutathione hydrolase proenzyme
Exons: 7
Coding region: 1-1791 (596 amino acids)
Biological process (GO): glutathione catabolic process
Cellular component (GO): plasma membrane
Molecular function (GO): glutathione gamma-glutamate hydrolase
Source: RefSeq, a predicted model, not a curated record
AUGCUCCCCCUCGUCCUCGCUCCGCUCCUGUUGGCGCUGGCGCACGCCGCGCCCGUCGAGCCGGCGACGCACACGCUCAAUAAGCGCUGGAAUACCUGCUCGGGGUACAAUGUCGCCGGGUGCCCGUUCGCCUCGGCGGGCGAGCACGGCGCCGUCGCGACCGAGAUCGGCACGUGCUCUGCUAUCGGCGUGCAGGCGCUCAAGGACGGCGGGAGCGCCGCUGAUGCCAUCAUCGCUGCCUCGCUCUGCGUAGGCGUUAUCUCCAACUGGCACUCUGGUAUCGGAGGCGGCGGAUUCCUCAUCAACCGCUUCACCAACAAGGACGGCUCGAAGGGGUACGAGCAGAUCGACUUCCGCGAGACGGCCCCGGCAGGCAGCAACGAGACCAUGUACUCGCAGUACGGCGUCAACCAGACCAAGUCGACCAAGGGCGGUCUGGCGGUCGGUGUGCCGGGCGAGAUCAGGGCCUGGGAAGCCCUGCACAAGCGCCACGGAAAGCUGCCGUGGAAGCGCCUGUUCGAGCCGUCUAUCGACAUUGCGCGCCACGGCUUCCCGGUGAACUAUGACCUCGCGACUGUCUUGACGCCCGCGUACCCUUUCCUCACCUCCGACCCGAUCUGGGCAGAGCAGUUCGCGCCGAACGGCACGCUGCUGAAGCAAGGCGACUACGUGUACCGCCACCGCCUGGCGGACGCGUUGACGAUCAUUGCCAAGAAGGGCCCCGACGCGUUCUACCACGGCCGUAUUGCCAAGAACAUCGUCAAGGCCGCCCAGGCGCAGGGCGGCAUCAUCACCCUCAAGGAUUUGGCAGGGUACAAGGUCAACGUCAAGAACACGUCUGUGGUCGAGUACCGCGGCAAGCGCAUCUACUCGACCACGGCGCCCAGCAGCGGUGUGGUGGUGCUCUCGACGCUCAAGAUCUUCGAGGGCUUCCCGGACGGCGGGGCGGCGGAUGACUCGCCGGCGAUCAACCUGACGACGCACUACCUCGUCGAAGCCGACAAGCUCGGCUACGGCCAGCGCGCGACCCUCGGCGACCCGGCCUUCACGGCCAACGUGACGGCCCUCGAGGCGAGCUACCUCACCGAGCCGGUCAUCAAGGCGGCCCGCGCGCGCAUCCACGCCAACACGACCUUCCCGCCGCCGUACUACAACCCGGACAACUACUUCCCCUCGCGCGAGGGCGGCACGAGCCACCUCGCCGCGGUCGACAAGGACGGUAACGCGGUCAGCCUGACGACGACGGUGAACCUGAUCUGGGGAUCGGGUGUUAUCACCGAGGACGGCAUCGUGCUCAACAACGAGAUGGACGACUUCUCGUCCCCCGGCCAGGUGAACGCGUUCGGCUUUCCCGCCAACCCGAUCAACUUUAUCAAGCCCGGCAAGCGGCCCCAGUCGUCGAUUGCGUCCAGCCUCGUCGAGGACGAGCACGGCAACCUCGUCUUCGUGACCGGCUCGGCUGGCGGCUCGCGCAUCAUCACGGCGACGCUGCAGCAGCUGCACAACUAUGUGGACAAGGGUCUGAACGCUACGGGCAGCACGUACCAUCCCCGCUGGCACGACCAGCUCAGCGGCAAGACCUUCUUCGACUACGACGACCCCUCGCGCCCGAUCCCGCUCAAGGGCUACGACAACGGCACAGUCGCGUACUUCACCAGCCUGGGCUACAACAUCACGUACCAGUCGCCGUUCGGCUCGAGCACGUCGCAUGCGAUCAGCAAGCUCCCCAACGGCCAGUGGCUUGCGGCGGCGGACCCGCGCCGCCCGACCGGCUGGGGGCAGGCGUACUAGGUCAUGUGGUACGUGGUUGUGCUUAUCGCGGAAUGUGUGCGCUUGUUGCGCACGGACAUUGAAUGGUAAAAGCCGAGAUAUAAUCAUAGGCAUGAAUGAAUGGUUGC